AGGGAGGGAGGGAGUGGUAGUGUCUCCUCCCUCCAUCAGUGAGACAAGAAGACCAUCACACAAGGACACCAGACUGAUGCUGUUGCCGUGGAAACAAGGACACGCAGAGAAAUUGAAAAACCUUGAUUCGGGCCUAUGAGUUUGUGGACGCGUGUGAAGGUUUAUGUGUGAAGUGUGUGUGUGUGUUGGGGGGCGCUUAUGAGUGUGUGUGCACUCUGGAGGGCAAGCGGCUGAUUGGAACCAUGAUGGGCAAAGACUACAUGUUGGCCAUCGUCAUUGUUAACAGUGACGACAACAUCUGGACGGACCAGAACCUUCUGCUUGACCCAGAUCUUCCCUCUGGCUGGAGGACCAUCAACGACUCCACGGGAACCUACUACUGGCACGUGCCCACUGGCGCCACCCAGUGGCAGCACCCUCGCUUGGAAGGGAAGCCAGCACUGCUUGAUGCACAGAAGGACGAACAAGGACCACCAGGCUUCAGUGCAGUCCCACCUGACACCAAUUGUAGGUCUCAAAGGUCUGACACCUCUGGUUGCUAUGGCAACGACUCACAGUGUUUCUCGGUGCGCUCGCUGGGCUGGCUGCAGGUGGAGGAGGACGACUUGUCGCCGGGCCGCAGCAGCCUGGCGGUGGGCAACGUCAUCCAGCAACUGUCCGACGGCGGCGAGCAGACGGAUGGGGUCUUGGGGGAGGGCCGCGAGAUGAAGCUGCUUCUGAAGUGGGACGCGCUAACUCUGGUGGACCCGAUAGACCGCACCCCCUUGUACCGCCAGCCAAUCGUCGACAUCCGCGUAUGGGGAGUGGGCAGCAACAACGGCAGGGACAGGGACUUUGCCUUUGUGGCGGCCGACAAGGAUAGCUGCGUCCUCAAGUGUCACGUGUUCCGCUGUGACGCGCCCGCCAAGGCCGUCGCCGCCGCGCUGCAUCGCGUGUGCUCGCAGACGAUGACCCGGCAGACGUCCCGCUCUCUCUCCAUGUACAGCGUCUCGCCCGAGGACCCGCCCCGACAAGUGGACUUCCUGGAGGCGGGGCUUCAGCGCGUCCACAAGUUUGACGUCCACUACGUUGGCAACCUGCCCGUGUCCCGCGGCAUGGGCAUGGAGGUGUUAAACUUGGCCAUCGAGAGCAUCAUGAACUGCACCCGCCGCCACGAGUGGGAGGCCACCGUCAUCCACGUGACCGACAACGUCCUGUCUGUCUUCAAGCAGCAGCAGCAGCAGCAGCAGCAGCAGGAAGGGGAGGAGCCAGUGUGGGCUUGCCAGGUGCGUUUCCUCAGCUUCCUGGGCGUCGGUCACGACAGUCGCACCUUCGCCAUCAUCGUGGACGGCGGCCGGCAGCGUUUCGAAUGUCACGUCUUCUGGUGCGAGCCGGACGCUGGCCCCUUGUCCGAGGCAGUCCGGGCGGCGUGCGUGGUUCAGUAUCAGAAAUGUUUGGUGGCUCAGACGCCGCCGCCCAGGAGGCGGCUUUGGCAUGCCACCGGACCCAAGGUCAAACGCGCCAACUCGGUGGAUGGCGCCACUUUCCAAAGCGGCGGCGGCGGCGGCAGCAGUGGCGGGGUGACGCCUAUGAAGGGAAAUGGUGGCUAUAGCGGCAGCGGUGUUCGCAGGGGCAUGAUGGCCUUCUUGGACACCUUCCGCAGCAAGCAUGCCGCCGCCUCCUAACAACGGAGGACGGUCGGUCCCUCAGGAGAGCUCGGCUUGGACUACCUGCUGACCGCCAACGCGUGGUCACGCGAUCACAGAUGUCUCCCGAAAAAAUAAAUUCGUGUUGAUCUGA
Molecule: messenger RNA, 1779 nt
Organism: Syngnathus acus (greater pipefish)
Lineage: Eukaryota; Metazoa; Chordata; Actinopteri; Syngnathiformes; Syngnathidae
Gene: apbb3
Product: amyloid beta (A4) precursor protein-binding, family B, member 3
Exons: 13
Coding region: 243-1664 (473 amino acids)
Biological process (GO): regulation of DNA-templated transcription
Cellular component (GO): nucleus; cytoplasm
Molecular function (GO): amyloid-beta binding; transcription factor binding
Source: RefSeq, a predicted model, not a curated record